GAUUUAUCAUACCGUCUCCUCUCAACGAAAGCUUACAAAAAAUUCACCCUAAAUACUUUAGUUUAUAAAUAAAGCUCCCAAAAUCUAAGAGAGGAGAAGACAAAGACUUACAAGAAAAAAGGCAUCAUAAUGGCCAAAUUCUUCAUCGUGUUCCUUGCCUCUGCCCUAUGUUUCACCACCCUCCUUCACUUGGUGGCCGCUGAUGCCGACGACUUUGACCGUUUCAACAUCACGGGCUCCGUCUACUGCGACACAUGCCGCGUCCAAUUCGUUACCCGCCUCAGUAAAUUCCUCGAAGGGGCAAAGGUAAAGCUUGAGUGCAAGAGUCGUGUGAACCAGACAGUGACACUGACCAAAGAAGCUGUGACUGACAAAGACGGAAAAUACCAGAUGGAAGUUAUGGGAGACCACGAAGAGGAACUGUGCGAGAUCAUCCUCGUCCAAUCACCGGACGCAGAGUGUGGCGAAGUGAACAACGAAGAGUUCCUAAGAAACGCAGCAAGGAUCAGUCUCACGGCUAACGAUGGCAUUGUCUCUAAUGAGAUUCGAACCAUUAACCCACUUGGGUUCAUGAGGAAGACUCCUCUCGCCGAUUGUCCUCAAGUUUUCAAGGAGCUUGGAAUCGUCCCUGACGUCAUCUUCUAAGCUUAAUACCGAUAUACAUCGAUCUCUGAACAAUUUUAAUUUUUGUUGUAACUCUUUACAUUUCGUAUAUAACAACAUUUAUAUUUGAUUUCACAUGUUAUGGGUAAAAGAUACUUAACUAACGCUGUUUUCUUCUGUUUCA
Brassica napus (rape) is the source of this 787-nucleotide messenger RNA. Its product is annotated as pollen-specific protein-like At4g18596. The transcript is spliced from 2 exons. Bases 130 to 645 code for a protein of 171 amino acids. The record is from RefSeq and is a predicted model, not a curated record. Lineage: Eukaryota; Viridiplantae; Streptophyta; Magnoliopsida; Brassicales; Brassicaceae.